Schistosoma guineensis is the source of this 3254-nucleotide messenger RNA. NCBI's taxonomy places the organism in Eukaryota, Metazoa, Platyhelminthes, Trematoda, Strigeidida, Schistosomatidae. The record is from the annotation of a GenBank genome assembly.
AGCAGCUCAAACCUUGAACUGUUAGUAGGAAUCAGUGAAUAAUUUGUCCUUCAAGAUCUGCGUCUGGGUACUCAAAGAUCAUUCUUGAUCCUGGAAAGGUAUAACUUCUUAUGUUCCUUGUACAAGUGAAGGGCAAAGCAAGUUAGUUAAUAAUAGCGAGACUGAUCACCCUCAUGACCUACUCAGCUCAUGUGAACCUCGAGCCUCUCUUCGAAGCACUCUGUGAAAGGUGUCCUUAACAUUGCAUCUGGUUAAUAUCUCCACAAUCUACUGAUUUUAGCUACAAAAAUAUCCGUACAGGUCUUCUGUAUCAACUUGUAUUUCCUAAAUGAAUACACUUUUAAGUUUAGUAUUUAAACUUCGUAGUGGUCUGUUAUGUUUAGAGGGAUCAUGAGCGACAUGAAUCGUAGUGAUUAUUCCCCCUGAAUCCUUCUGUACUGCACAGACUGCAAACUUGAAGCUUCCAUGCGAGUUAAGUGCAGUUCAUUUUUUUGUUUCGCAUACAUUUUUGAUUACCCUUUUUUGAGCACAUUACAAGAGGAUGAUAGGUUAAUGAUAAAUGAUCCAAGAACCGUUUUGCAAAUGAGGUCCUAAUUAAACAACAGGAAAGGUUUUAAAUUAUCCCGAAGUUAGUCUAUAAAGAAAAUCCAAGAUAGUAUUCAAUUUUGCUGCAGGAUCCCAAUGGGAAGAAGCAGGUAUUUUUGAAGUAAAAAGUGUGGUACUAGAAUCAUCCCGAAAGUACGUGACCGAUACAGUUCCACUACUAUUCACCAUUAUCACCCUUCAUUUGCUGCUACUGAAAGGACAGUUUCUAUUGGUAUAGUCACAUAACCUAUUUAAGUUUUUGUAAUGAAACAAAAUAUUUGGAUCUAGCGUCUCUCUCAAGUUCUAAAAUCAUCUCCAUAUAAUAGAUUCUAAGGGCCUGUAUUGAUAGGCAAAUCUUUAAACAAUGGGAGCAUAAUCCUUGGGAUUUCACUCUGUGGUACUUCACUCGUCAUUGAAAACUAGUUAGAUAUGGCAAAGCAAGCUCUGACAGCUAACGAUCUCCCCUAUAAGUAAUCUGAAAGUCACUAAGCACCCGAUAGUUGCUGCUAAUCCCGGUUUCAGGUGAGCGACUCGAUAAUUAACUUUAUUAAAUAUCUCCAUAAAAAUUAGUAAGGUCAUGUGCAUAAGUUGAAUGUACUCCAAUGAGAUGGUACAUCUAUUCUAAACAGUUAACAAGCCUGUAUCACGUGAUCUAUGUAAGAGAAUUCCAUGUUGUGGUUAAAAAACUUUACAGUUAUUGAAUAGAUAGUUGUUUAUGGGUUCGUGAAUUCUUCCAUGACUUACUCCGAAAGGCUAAGAAAUUAGUUCGCAAUUGGAAGUUCCUAUCUUGCUGUUUACGUCACAGUCAAAUAAGAAUACUAGUUCUCAUUCAAUCGUUUUAUUAGCAUCACCUGUUUUUGGUCAAUUAUUAUUCCGAAACAAACUGUAUUUAAGGUGUUCAGUUAAUAAGGUUGGUCACUACUUUUGUAAUGGACGGCCUAUAUAGACGAUACACAACACCCCACGUGUGUUGUUGACUUCUUAAUGAUCACAGUUUCACCUUAGUUUGUUUAACAAUAUAAAGCAUUCUAUCCCAAACUUUUGGGAAUUUCACAUCCUGUUUUAAUCUAGCCCAUGUUACAAAAACUAAUAUGACAGAUCCAUAAUUAAUUAAUUUCAAAGUUUUUGAGACAUAUUACUAAUGCGUAUAUCUUUAUUUUUCCAAGAUAUGGUUUUUCUUAAGAUUUUAUAUGUUCGUACCCCUUUAGAAAUGUUCUAAAUUAUUUUCAAAGCGAAGAGUGUAAUCUUUGAAGAAUGAGAACUUUCACCAUUAAACAAUCUAUGGCUACUCCACUAGUCGUGAAAUUCAUCACACCAAUGUUAUAUUUUCCCGGAAAACGACGACUCAUGGGUCGUACAUCAAUUUAGGCCCCCGCUCAUUUGUACCCUUACCAUAGCAAGGAUCAGUAAAGAAUUCUUCAAUUAACGUAAACACCUUAAAACUUUGCGUUUGCGAUUCCUUAAUCUGGAUAGUUUACCACAAAUGAAAACUAUUUGUUCUUCUCUUUUGAAGAUUUAUGCUAAUCCCGAACUUCAGCUAGCUGUGUUACAAAUUCGAGCCCCUCCCUUCACCGGUUCCAAACGAAAGCAUGUCAAGGAGCUUGUGACCUUCCUGAAAUCUAUGAAGUUUAAAACUGUGGUUUUACUUUCAAGUAGCUUUGCGACUAUUCUUAAAGAUGAGGAGCUAAACUCAGCACCACUGCAGUAUGCUUUGUCGUCGUCAUUCUGCGCUUCUGAUCGUAAACGCUUUGAUGAACUGGAUUGGUAUCCCCUUAAGACGUACAGUGACCACCUAGAUUGUCAAUUAUCUGUUGUUUAUUAUUUACCUGGGUGUGGAAUUGCAAGUUAUUUAUUUGAAGAAUUACUCAAACAUGAAGAGAUAUCUGCUUGUCUGUUAAAUCUUUUUACAUCUGAAGGCGAUAACAGUGGCGAUGCACUUUAUGUUGUGCAGCAUUUGAAUAAGUGGUUACAAUUCAAAGCACAACACGGAGUUGAAGACACAAGUUUUCAAUGGUCUCUCCCCCCUUCUUGGAGCUAUUUGUUUGGAACUGAUCCUGUUGAUGAAUUGUAUUAGACUUUUAUUAAAUAUUUACAAAAGAUUAGUUUUCUGGCAUUUCAGGUUUUCUGACGAAUCAAACUUUUCGCUAGGAAUUUUUAUGAAUUCAUGAGUUCAUAGAUUUAAGUUGUUCAUCAAAUGAAAAAGCUAAGCAACGACGGUAAAUAUGCUAAGAAUUCGGAUCUAUAAUUUCGAAGUUCAGAAUUAUUAUGAAGGCCUAAUUUCAUUCACUAACACUCAGUAUACAUGUUUAUUUGUAUUUAGUAACAAGUACAACUUGUGUGUGACUUUUAUAAUGAAUUUUACCUUCUCAAUUACUUAUAAAAUUUAUUGUACAUAACCUUAGUUUUCCUGCAGCAGGAUAAUUCGGAAAACAUGGUGAUAUUGUUGUUUAAUUUUGUAACGUUCAUAGAUUAUAGGCAUCAACGAGUGACAUGUUCGUUUGAAUAACCAGAGAGAAGUCUAUUUUGCGGUUCCACUAAUUUAAGCAUUCUUGAAUCAGAGUAUCAUUAUCUAUCAAUAAAAUACAUGUUGAAAAUUCCCAUUUUGCCAUUUGGUUAAUAAAGAAGAAACGAAUUGAGCAAAAUUUCUUUUUAAUUAGUUUUUCAUCAUG